Molecule: messenger RNA, 3428 nt
Organism: Pangasianodon hypophthalmus (striped catfish)
Lineage: Eukaryota; Metazoa; Chordata; Actinopteri; Siluriformes; Pangasiidae
Gene: rd3
Product: retinal degeneration 3, GUCY2D regulator
Exons: 3
Coding region: 406-1047 (213 amino acids)
Source: RefSeq, a predicted model, not a curated record
CGUUCACUAUAAAGCAGCCUGUGCUGGAUCAGCGCUCCAGGGACGAGCAGAAAGAGAGAGAGAGAGAGAGAGAGAGAGAGAGAGAGAGUGGACUGAAGUAAAGAGCACAAGGGAGAGGGCAAGAAAGUUAAACAGAAAGAGAUAGAAAAGUGGGUGGACUGUACUGUGUACUGAGAGAAAGAGAGAGAGAGAGAAGGAGGGAGAGAGAAGGAGAGAGAGAGUACAGUAUACAAAAACAGUCACUGGAAAGCAAUAAGCAAACCAAAUUGCCACAUCUUGAAAUUUGCAACCUGAAGUCUGGUGAAGAUUUGGAGUUGGAGUUUAUUCAUUCUCAAAGUCUGAAGUGUUAAGAAAAGAGUUUAAGGCUCAGUGUGAGGAAGGAGCACGUGCGCACGUGACGUGGCCAUGUCGUGGUUCGGCUGGAGCGAGCCUCAGUACCGGAGCGCGCGGCGCGAGCCGGCUGAGGUGGUGACGGACACGCUGAUGCUCGAGCUCAGCUGGCAGAUGAAAGAGGCGGAGCGGCUGCAGCGCGAGCGCGAUAACGAGUACCGGCGGCUGCGCACCGGCGUGGACUACAGCUGGCUGGUGAGCGCGCCGCGCGUGUCCUACGACAUCAGCCACGGAGAGAGACUGGCGCUCGAGGACCUGUGCAGCAAAGUACAUCCGUCCUACUGCGGAGCCGUGAUCCUCCGGUUUCGUCAGGUCCUGACAGAGAACGAGCCAGAGGUGCAAGAGGUUUCCGGGCUUUUCCGUGCCGUUCUUCUCGAGACACUGGAGCGCAUUCAGGAGGAGAAAGAGGCACAGCGUUUGGCUCGGCAGUGGAAUAACAAGCGCUCCAUCAGCCUGUCCAUGCUUACAUUCAAAUCUCGAAUGAGAAUCAAUCCGUUCGGCAGCUCUGUGGCUCUCACCUCCAGCAGUUCUGGAUUAGAGGAAGUCCACACCAUAUCUCAGGAUGUCGAAAAAGGACUUGGACACACAGCUGAAAAGACACAACGUGUGUUUAGCAUGCCUGAUUUCAGACACAAAGGCAUUAAUGGUCAUGUGUGAUGGAUGUUUGGACUCCAAAAACGCAACUUCACGAAUGGAGCUGCACUGGGGAUAAAAAAAACAAAAAAACAAACAAACAAACAAAAAAAACCCUAGAAGGUAAAUUCACCAAACAUCGUACAAUAGUUUUCUGCACAUCACUUUCCAUUUUCAAAAGCACAACAAUAAAUAACCUUUUUAUUUCAUUUUCUAUAUAAAAAUGGUAAUUAUAUAUAUAUGUAAUGAUUUCUCUGAUUGCAACAUACCUUCAUACUGAUGGUAUUGUAACACUCCUGCUGAGUUUCCAAAGACAGUUUGGCACUUACUCUAUGUAAAUGCCAUGUAUAUGGUUUAGGUUUAGUGCUAAAAAUUGAAAAAUUUAAACUUAUAGAUCCUUUAACAGCUGUGAAUUUCAGUGGAGGAUGUUUUCAGGGGCUGGUUUGUAUGGCAUUUAGCAGUCUGUACCUGACAAACCACUUUUUAAAUUGCAAAAAAAUCUUUUUCUAAGACACAAACCUAAAGAUUACAUACAGAAGCUUAGAAUGUUGUACAAUAUGUUAAAUUAAAGCAAUGUUUUUUUAAAAAAAAAAUAGUAGCAUUUUCCAAAUCUUCAGUAAGUGUGAAAUGUGAAUUUUUUUAAUCAAAUGAUAAAUAAAUUGAUAAAUUAAUUACUCUAUUUAAACCAUUCCACUGAUGACAGAUAGGCGUGUAUAUCAAUUGUGAUAAAAGAAAAAUGGCAGAAAAAUGUUCUAGCUUUAUUAUAUUACAUGUAUAAUGUAGUUGCUACAUUAAUUAUACAAGCGUUAAUAUUCAAGUCUGACUGGUGUGUGUGAAAAUCCCAGGACAUCAGCAGUUAUAGAAACACUCAAACCAGCCUGUCUGGCGCCAAUAAUCACGCCAUGGUCAAAAUCACUGAGAUCACAAUUUUCCUCAUUCCAGUGGCUGAUGUAAACAUUACCCAAAGCUGCCGGCCCUUAUCUGUUUUAUUUAUUUAUUUAUUUAAUGCACAACCCCAGACUGUAUAUGUAUUCAAUCGAGAACAGCAUAUACAAGCAACACAGAUCUGAUGUGUAAAGAUUUACCCACACAGCUGUGAGACAGUUCUGAUUUGUUCAAUUUAAACAAAAACAAUUUGUCUGGAUUUGUGCCACAUCAACACUUAAAGUGAUGUCAUGUUGUUACAUUGUACUUGAGGUUUUAUAUUAAUGUAGAUAUUUAAAUAUUCAUUUUUUUUGUAUGCAAGUGCAUAGAAAUGAUAAUAAAGGCAAUCUUAAAUAGAACUAUAGGCAUUUAUAAUACUAAUUUGACCAAAAAAUGGAUAGGAGUGCUUAGGACAGACAAAGGAUGUCCUAAAUUCUUGAUAUUGUCAUUUCAAUAUAAAUAUCAGUUUUAUGUCAUUUAUAUAAUUGUAGUUAGAGCUAUAGUUAUCCAUGUGUGUAUGAAGAUGGAGUUGAGGAUGAGCAACCAUGGGCCUACCUCAGUAAAAUUUUACAAUAUGCUAGAUUAAACAAAUACUCAUACAAAAUGCAUCUUCUUUACCUCCCUGGAAGGCAUCUGAAAUAUUUUGUUGAAAUAAGUUUCACUAAUUUGCUAAUAUUAGCAUUAACUGAAAUAUAUUCAACGGAGUUAGUCUGUUUCCUUUGCUAAUGCCAGGACAGACUAGCUUCCAUUCCAGUAGCUAACAUAAAUUGGCUAGGCAGCAGGUCAAAUCCUAGUUAAUGGCAAAUACUGCAAACUUACAGAGAUUGCAUGAAGUUUUCAGGCAAAAUGACUUAGUUUAAGAUAAAAAUCAUCCAGAGUGUCCAAAGUCAGUGGACAGAUGUUAAAUGUUUGAAUGUUAGAUGACCUCCAGCAGACUGUGUUAACUCAGCUAGAUUGAAAGAGCCUUUUUUUCCCCCUCUGACUACACCUGCAAAUUAAUUUACUGAAUGAUAUUUAGUCAUGGCUACAGACAAAAAGCGCACUGUUAACAAGUGAGAAGGAGCAACUUCAAAAGCACUGGAAACAUGCAGUACAUGCCCAGUAUGCCUUUGUCAUUUUUUGCAUUGCACAGCUAAAGAAAUUCUUUAAAUAAAUCCAGCAGCACAUUUGGACUGAUUUAUUUUUAUUUAUCUAAGAAUCCUUACAGUUGUCUGCAUGUUCUCAAUUCUUACCCACUUAAAUUUAACACGACAAAUAACACACAUUUUGUGAAUGCUGCACCACUUUUUUCAUAUUUAUGUAAUAUGUGCCAUCACUGUGUCUAUGGAUAUUUUUUACAUGUCACUUUCAAUGUCUCAUACGUCUUUUUAGGUGAUACUGGUUUUUGCUGUAAUUCUGAAAUUUGGGGUAUUGAAGAAAAAAAGUCAGUCUGGAUAAAAAAAAAAGUCACUGUGUUUUUCUCAUUUUAAAAACCCGGGCAA